AUAGAACAAUACAAACGACAAACCUAUUCUUGACGUCUCAACUUCUUUGUAUGAUAACUUGGACUAAGACAUCGUCUCUACACAUGGUCCACUCGACUAUACGCACAACGAAGUUACUGCUUUUUUAAAAAGCCUUCUAUAUUAUACGCUGUGGGAUCUAGCGAGCGUUCUGUAUCGGAUUCGCAAAUAUGUCGAGAUCACCGCAUACCCCCAGCCAUUCUCGGCGAGGCUCUGCGAUCGAUACCUCCUUUCAAAACUCAAGUCCCAAUAUGUCCCCUCGCAGCCGACGCCAUUCGAAGUCUUCCUUCCAAGACCCUUUAACACCCUUACGCAGCAGUAUGAACGAAUCCGAGCUUAAUGAACUCAGCGGUGGUGGUAUGGGCCAGGAUAACGGUCUUGGAAAUUUAGCGGACGAGUUGGCCGACGCUUUGUCGGGAUCUGGCGAGGAGGAAUAUUACGAAGACGGGGAAGAACGGUCGCAACUCGGGGAUCUAGAUCAGGCGGCGAAUGAUGGAAUUAGAGAUAGUGGGGUUGAUGUAGAAAGCCAGCCGGACCACCGAGAAAAGACGAGGAACACGAGUCUGGGUAUACCUUCCCCCCCUGGGCGCGGUCACAGACGGACCGGAAGCGCAUACGAUGGGAGCGAAUAUGGUUCCGAAUCUGAUCUAGAAUCGCCCGGCAUGCCGCCGAGUCUAGUUGCAAGGAUGGACGCCGUAGAAUCUCUGGCCCGAAGGGGUACCGAAAACAAUGGCAGUCCUAGUGAUGGCGUAUUUCGGCGAUUGACAGAUGGGCUGAGAGACCUCGGGUCCCAGUCGGGCGUGGAGGGCAGCACAACAAGGUUAAUAACGGCUCACUCGGCCUUGGCAACACAUCUUGCGCAUCAAACGCGACAAAUCCAUAACCUCACCUUCCCUCUAUUAUCACCACUAGUCCAACCCCCAGACCCCGAGACCAUCGAUUCCCUCCUACCGCUACUCACCUCCGUCUCGGAAGAAAUGCCGCGGCCCGCGACCUCCGCGUUAAACUCUCUGAGCGCGCUGCAUUCCGUAACGUCUGACCUCGUGCAAACCCUGAACUACCUCUCUGAUACCCUGCACAUGUCACGACAGACCACGACCACUGCUACGAGGCGGUUAAGGACGGCUAAGGAGAUGGUAGCGGAGAUGAAACGCGAAGAGGAGCUCAAGGAGGAAGGAGAGAGGUGGCUUACGAAAGGGAACUGGGGCGAGAGGCUACAAAAGCGCGAGUGCGCGAUUGUAUGUAGGGAAGUCGUUGGGGGUUUCGAGGAAGUAUGUGAUGGUUGGAGAGCGCGUCUAUUAGCCCAGGCGGAAUCAGCAUAGAAACGACUUUUUAAGGAUACGGCCACGUUCGUAAUGAAGCCAGCCAGCCAGCAUAUUU
This is a messenger RNA of Daldinia caldariorum, 1398 nucleotides long. RefSeq lists its product as uncharacterized. NCBI's taxonomy places the organism in Eukaryota, Fungi, Ascomycota, Sordariomycetes, Xylariales, Hypoxylaceae. The coding region runs from base 189 to 1340 and encodes 383 amino acids. The transcript has 2 exons. The record is from RefSeq and is a predicted model, not a curated record.